AUGAUUUCCCAGUACUUCAUCCCACAGUUCCUCCUCCCACGACACACCACCCCCAGCCCCUCAACCAAGCCCCCAGACCCCUCCUCAACCGAAUACUGCGACCUCAAAGCCCUCGGUCUCCUCCCUCCAGAAUACCCCAUCCCCGACGGCGGCCCCACCGUCUCCCGCACCAUCUGGUCCUUCCUCGCCUUCUCAACCGUAUUCCUGUUCCUCCGCAUCUACUGCAAGAAAUGGCGCUCCCGCGGCCUCUGGUGGGACGACUACGUCCUCAUAUUCAGCUGGCUCAUGUUCAUAGCUUGCGCCGUCAUCUGCCAACUAGUCAUCAACCUCGGCUUCGGCCGCUACCCCUGUGACAUCCCCCCCUCCCACCACCCCACCAUCGCCUUCGUGGGCGCCACUCUUGGGUCUUGCAUCACCAUCCUCACCAUUGUGUGGUCCAAGACGUCAUUCGCCAUAACCAUCCUCCGAUUGUCACCUUCUGGUAGCGUCCUUCGGAACAUUGCUUGGUUUGUGCUGGUUAGUAUGAACGCGCUCAUGAUUGUCCAGGCGGUGGUCGUCUGGGUGAAGUGUAACCCAAUCAGUAAGAACUGGGAUCUUAGUAAUGAGGGAACCUGCUGGGAUGUGCAUGCCACGAAUUACUAUGGGGUUUUCUGCGGGGUGUACAGCGGGGUGUGUGAUAUUGUGCUGGCGCUGUUGCCGUGGAGGUUGGUCUGGGGGUUGCAGAUGAGGAAGAAGGAGAAGUUAGGUGUUGUGGUGGGGAUGAGUAUGGGGGUUGUGGCUGGAGUCUGGGCUUUUAUUAAGUCGUCCAAGUUGGUGUUGUUGGGGUCGAAGAACUUUACCUACGAGGGCUGCCUCCUGUUGAUCUGGACGUCGGCUGAGAUAGGAACAACCAUCAUGGCGAGCUGCAUUCCUGUGUUGCGAGUGUUAUUCAAGGAGCUGCACGAUAAUCAUGUCGAGAAGCAGAACAGUAAGGAGACUGCAGACUCGAUGAAUUCCCAGCAGCCAUUGUCGUGGCCAUCUUCACGAGCACACUCGGCAGUAUGA
Messenger RNA from Podospora pseudocomata, 1044 nucleotides. RefSeq lists its product as uncharacterized. The record is from RefSeq and is a predicted model, not a curated record. NCBI's taxonomy places the organism in Eukaryota, Fungi, Ascomycota, Sordariomycetes, Sordariales, Podosporaceae. The transcript has 3 exons. The coding region runs from base 1 to 1044 and encodes 347 amino acids.